UCGUUUUGAUAAUAUUUACCAUCCGUGUACAGCACAUGCAGAGAAAAAUUUAUCUCGUGAAUUUCGCUCUUGGCUCGCUAAGGAAUUCGCUUCUACAAAAGCAAUGAAUAUCGAACAGCUUCUAGAAGCUGCUAAAAUCAUCGAACAAAGAGAUGAAGCGAAGAAGCAGAGUCAGGCGUCUGUCAAACGCGAUAGAAAGCCAACGAAGCGCUCACCGAGCUACAGCCGUACGACACAUAACCAGUUAGAGAAAAACCGACGGGCCCAUCUUAGGGACUGCCUUGAACUACUUAAAGAAUUAGUCCCUUCGCCACCUGAACAUCAAAAAGCCACAACGCUAGCGUUACUGCAGAGUGCUCAGCAAUAUAUACAGGUUUUACAAGUGACUGAGAAAGAAGCUAUUGAUACCAAGAGAAAGCUUGCUCAAGAGAGGAAUGACCUUCAAAAAAGGUUAGCCCUCCUUCGCGGUGACAAGGCAGUCCCUGGAAUGAAGAGGCCGCGGCACUCUGAAGGUGAUUCCUCCACCAGUAGCGAGGAAAUUGAUGUUGAAAAUGAUGAGGAAGCUGGUUAUGCCAGCAGUGAGUCAGAUGAUCGUUUUAGUACCGGGAGCAGUGUUGGAAGUGACGGGGGUUUAACUGCAAACUCAAGGAGAGUUAAAUUACAGGCAUGAUAUUCAAUGAUCGUAUCAAUUCAUGUCUCCUAGAAUCCUGUUUUAGUUGGUGUUUCACACCUAGGUGCUUUUAGUGGUUUACAAAAUAAUCCAUUUGGGAAUUCAGCUGGGUAUGAUAUUGGAAGGGGGCGGGGGGGGGGACAGUGCAAAUGUGGUAAGACAGAUACACAAAAGCUGAGAUUAAUUGUGUAUAAACUAGGUUGGAUGAUGGUGUUGUUAAUGAUCUUGCUUUUUGUGCAAGAUAAACCAUACUGUCAUGACAUUUUAGCUCUGAAAUUAGGUCAAAUCUUUGCCUUUAUAACUUUCUGAUAGUUGCAGCUUUGCAUGUUCAAAAGCUUCCUUUCUGAAGACUUCCUUUCCUUUGCAAUUUGUAUCAAACAUUCUUUUUGGCUUUCAACUGGUGCUGAGCUCACAGACAGCUUUAGGUAAUGAGAGGGAGUUCAAUGUAGAAUGGUUACAGCACCAAAUCUCUCUAUUCAAUUGACAACCAUCUCAUUUCUAAACAUGGGAUGUCAAACAUUUCAGCAUAGAAUAAUUUAUGGUCUACAAGAUGUAAAUAGGAAAAUUGAGUAAGAGGUGAUCUGAUCCAACCAUACAUCAACCAUUGAUCCAAAGGAGAACUACAGUAUACUACUAUCAAAUUAUUUCCUAAUCAUCACCGUAACUGGUAAAUUAUUAUUCAAGUAUGAUGGGUGCUUUCUGCUCAAAAUUCUAGCUGAUGAGUUGUUUGCGUUAUCUUCAAGACCAGCUGCCUCAAAACUAGGUCAAAUUGUGAAAAGUAGGGCAAGAUAGUAAUUAUUGACGCAGCUUGUAACUUAUGAAAACUGGUAAAAUGUCUAUGCUAGAGUUUCGGGUUAACUUCCAAGCAAUGCUGAGGGUGGCAAAAUGACCAAACUUGUUUUAUGUACUUGUUAGUUCCUCCUUUUGUUUUGUGGUGAGUAGAUUUGUAAAACCUUAAUACUUGGCAAAAUCACAAGUUUGUGUAUUCCCUUAUUUGCCUCAGUUGAGGUGACAUAAAAAUUCAAGGCAGACAUCCCACAAUGCAACUUUCUUGCAUUUUUGAGCUGUUGCUAACUGUCAGACAUCCCCUCAUCUGGUAAGAUGUUUUUGCAAUUGUCUCGACUUGUGUUCAGGAAUGCACAGCCUUGUGGGUGCAAGAUACCCUUCUUUCUGAAGGGUUCUCAAUUGCCUUGAAUGUUGCUAUUUCUCAGUUCAAACUUGUUGCCAAAAAAAAUCCCUUAUAAUAAUAUUCUGUAGAUAAUUGUAAAUUUUUACUCUCUCCUGUAAAUUCUCCAGGGUUAAUUAUCAAAUAUUAUAUAUUAAAUAAGUAUCUCUAUUUAUGAUGUGGGGUCUUGGAGAGCCUAAAGGCAGAUGUGAGAUGCUCAUGUCUAGUAUACAAUCACUUUUCCGUCUGUGUAACUAAUAAUCUUGGAUGGUGGUUCUUGUAUUUUUAAUGUGAUCUGUAUAUAAUGUGUAUUUUUGAACCAAGAAAAGUGUACCUAAAAUGACAUUUUUAUAAAUUAUUAUUGGCAGAGUUUUAAGGAAUAAUAAAGCAUGUUUUGAACAUCUUUAA
Messenger RNA from Stylophora pistillata, 2243 nucleotides. RefSeq names its product max dimerization protein 1. Gene Ontology annotation, biological process: regulation of transcription by RNA polymerase II. The record is from RefSeq and is a predicted model, not a curated record. Gene Ontology annotation, molecular function: RNA polymerase II cis-regulatory region sequence-specific DNA binding; protein dimerization activity; DNA-binding transcription factor activity, RNA polymerase II-specific. NCBI's taxonomy places the organism in Eukaryota, Metazoa, Cnidaria, Anthozoa, Scleractinia, Pocilloporidae.